Messenger RNA from Pristis pectinata (smalltooth sawfish), 6509 nucleotides. RefSeq lists its product as uncharacterized. NCBI's taxonomy places the organism in Eukaryota, Metazoa, Chordata, Chondrichthyes, Rhinopristiformes, Pristidae. The transcript has 3 exons. The record is from RefSeq and is a predicted model, not a curated record. The coding region runs from base 165 to 1034 and encodes 289 amino acids.
CUAUCAUCUGCUGCAAAGGAGACCAAUGAAGAUUCUGCACUUGUACCAAUAGCUGGAACUCCUUUUCAUCUUCUCCUUGAGAAAUUGCAGUUUCUCCUCAUGGCGAAGAGUUUGGAAGAAGCAGUCCUUUUGAACAGCCAGAAGCACUUGGCACCAAAGGACUAAUGUCAGGGAGUGCUAUGGUAUGCCAGCAAGAGGAGACGCGUUUAGCUUUUCCAGAGAAUUACUUGCACAAGUCAUCUUCCCAAUCAAGAGAGGACAUGGUCGUACAGAGGCAACCAGAAAAAUCGGGACAAGUCCGUGGUGUGGUAUCAAGAGCCAUAGAUGUAGCAUCAAGGAACCUUAAGACCGUGAAGGAUGAAGAAGAGCACGUGAAUGCAUUGAGCCAGAAAUUCAAACCAACAACAGAUCUGUCGCCACUAAAUGGAGGUCAACUUGAAAAGCCAGCACAAGAGGCUUUGUUUUGGUCAAAGUCAACAAGCAAUUGCAGUACUGAGGUGGCUCUGGGAAAAGAUCAAACAGAUCCAAGAUCAGCAGUAAAAGGGAAGCUGCAGGUUAUCAGAUCAACAAAGGGACAGGAUAUUCUUCAAAAACUGGCCAAGAAAGUGCAGGAGGCUGGAAUAAAACCAUGGACAUGGAAGUCAAAGCGAGAAGAUUCAGAGAAUGUCCCACAAACAUUGUUUGACAGUGCUAGCAAGUCAAUCCAAUGUUUCCAAAAGGCUUCCACCACCCCUGGAAGUGAAUCUCCCAUCACCCCAUGUGUCUACACAGAUGCAACAAAGCUUUUUAUGGAAGGUAAAAGCUUGCAUGGACUUCUGCCAGACCAAAUAUUGAAGCAGGGCCCACCACUGAAUACAGGGGAACUGGGGCAAAUGGAAUCUGAACUGGAUGUGGAUUCAGCCUCCUCCAAUGACUCUACCACAGCAGCACAUGCAGUCAGAGAGCCCAAAAUAUUUAUAUCUUCUGUAGAUAUUCAUUCAGCCAAUGAAGCAAAUGCAAAUGGAGGCUACUUGCUUCUAGAUUCCACACAAUAGUAGGAAAGGUUCCUGAAUGAAGUAGCUCUGACCGUAACAAGUGUUACUGUCUUCUCUCUUUCUCUUGUACUCCUGUGCCGAAGAUCUCUCCACGCCUUAAUGGAAGACUGCUGAGUAACCGAUGGCCAGAAAUGUUGAGUAUGUUUUCGUUUUGGAUAGAUGAGCCGUGACUAGGAUUGGGUUCGCCUGAAGCAAGCUUCUGAAACUAAUAGCAAGGGCUGCACCCUGUGCUAAUGUUGGAUUUGACUUGAUGUUUACACACAAUCUUUUUAAGCUGUUCAAGAAAGUCUUGCUAUGCUGCUUCUUUUGGCCAAACUAAAGGCCAAGUUCUCUUCUCUUUCUCUUUAUUCUGCCCUCGUCAAGGUUACCGUCCUUCCAGCAGGAAGAGUGUAAUCGAAGGGGAGUAGCUCUAUGAGUGGAUAGAACUGCAGGCUGUACAGCUGUUGACUUUGUUGCAAUAUUGGCACUUGCACAAUAAGGUGAUUAUUGGAUGCAAAUGGGGGCAGGGAAUUCAAACCAGAGUGAAAUUAGAAUGAUCUGUGUGAAGAAUGCAUCCCAAGAAGUGAGACUCUCUGGCAGAAUUUUGUAUUUAUGGAGAUACCAACAGUAAAAACACCGCUCCGUCCCAUCCCACGUAGGUUAGUAGCUGAAGCAAAUCUAUUUAAUGUGCAAAAAUAAACCAUAAGAAUGUUUCUUUUAAUGUGAAUGAGAGGGCCCUAAUUCUACAACUUAUUGAAGGUCUGUAGGAAUGGGAUCACUUUGCAUGUUAAACUCUGAACUUCUGAAGACGUGAGACUCAAUGUUUGUUGUGCAUAAACUAGUGAGGCAGGGGUUAUAUCUUUAAAGUUUAAAGUGCUCACCAUGCUUACAGGUUUGGGUCUUCAGUUUUUAACAUGGUCUUAAGUGGGAACAUAUUGCACAAAAACCUUCACACAAGGUUAUUUUUCCCCUUGUGUAGCUGUUAUUUUUGUGCAGCACUUAACAAUUGUCUUUGACGUUUUUAAAAAUGUUUUAGAAUCUUACACUAAUGCUAAAAUGGCUGAGAGGAUAUCUGGCCUUUUGCAGAAUAGCCACUUAUGGGCUACACUUGAAAGAAUUAAAACGGUUAAAAAUUUCAAAGUUGUAAUUCUUAAGGCUUAUUGCUCCCUGCAGAGCCCACCAUGGGGCAGUAUAUGAACAUUUGGUUCAAAUGUACUUGCACUUGACUACAAGAUGAGUCACUUUUUAUUAUAAUUCCAAGUAAAAGGAUUUGAAAUAAUUUUCUUGUGGUCCCAGUGCUGGAUGCUCACUGUUCCCUAGCUGAGAGCAAGUGUGGGUCCUGCUUCCACAUUCUUAUUAUGGAAUAGACUCCCAUAUACAGUAGUGCAGGCCAAAACCAGAGAUAUAUUUUAUUUUGAAAACACACCGCUCCGUCCCAUCCCAGCAAUCAGCAAUAUUUUAGUGGACUUCAGCAUCAAUAUGGAUAAAUGAAUGAAGUUAAGCCCUGUGGUCAGCCUUAUCAAGAAUUAUCUUGUCUGAUCAGGUGUGAAUAAUGCUGUGAUUCUUUUAUCCACACCAUUCUGUAGGAAGCAGCAGAUCCCUUGUGGUAUCUCCACUGGUAGCUUGGCUACUCUGCUCUGGUUGUGAAUUACUGGUUUAUAAACUUCUUUUCACUUGGGUAUAUUGGUGCAGGACCCAUAUAGCUUAGAUGUUUGAAGAAUUGCAGUUUAGUGAAGAGACUUGGACCAUGUACAAGGUUUUUCUAACCAAUACUUGGACUGUGGUUAUGAUGUUCCUCAUGUGCUUCUAUCUCUGGUGGACCAUCACUUGCAAGUUUGUAGCUCAGAGUGUUCAGUUCAAUUUGUACCACAGUUCUUUGUGUCGGUCUAAUGUUUGUGGGUCAAGUGGUUUGCAAAGGUUGAUUUUAGCACUGUGACCUCUGAUGGGCAAAUCCUAAAUGAGAACACAAAAGGGUGGCUAGAAACUACAAGAUAUGCAAGUUAUGGGAACCUGGAUUUAAUCCUUGUACAUGUUCCCCUGGGCUCCCUGCUUGUGUAUAUAUGCAGCCCAGAAAAAUCCACUGGAAUGUCAUCUGGUUAUGAUCACUUGUUGCUGUAAUUUGUAAGAAGCUCCUCUCCUUUAUCUUGCAUGAUUAUGGGGACUAGGUGGGGAAAAAUUGGUCUGAUGUCAGAUUAGAAUGUAUCCUUGAGAAAGAUUUCUGGAAGUGGUGAACAGGUGAGAAUACUUGUGCACAUUUUCAGUACUGUAUCUUCAUAUUUCACACUGCUACACAUGAUGCACAUUUUGCCAUAAUGGAUUUGAAGGGCCACCAAUGUUCUACCUCCUCAUGAUCUGGCCUUGCACUGCCAUGAGGAAAUAUCCUCAGACACCUUUUGUUUUCCUGUUGGGAUUUGAUUAUUUUUCACGUUUUGUGUCUGCACAGCCAUCUCUGGCAUUUGUUGUGUUUCACAUUCUGUUUUGAAUGCUUUUGAAAUUUUCAGCCUAAUUUAACAGUGCUUUAAAGUCAGAGGCAUGGCAUAGUUGUGCAUCAUUGGAGACUUUCUUAAAGGAAGUAGAGGCUCUAUGUACAGUUUAUAAAAUUCUUUGUGUAUACUAUAUAUGAUUAUCAGAUUGGAAUAUUGCUGCAGAAUUCAGCCAUUUGAAUGGGACUAGUACAUUGGAGAUGCUGCAUUGAAUAGAUCAACAACACUACACUUAAAUCCUAGUCUCCAUAAUCUCUCUGGUUGAAUGUACAUUACACUAAGGGUUAGUUAUCCAUAAUACAUUGGUUUAGUAUUCACUUCAAUUGCUUGAGCUAGAACUUAAUGGAAAUUUGUGGGGCUAAUUAACAAACUUUAAGUAGAAAAUAGUCCUUAUUUUAACAGCAUUUAAUCAUUCACUAACCUCCUUCUGUUGAGUGAGCUGAAACAUCAGUAGCAGUAAUAGAAUUGGCUUGUAAUUUGUUUGGUAUUCGAAAAGGAGACACUUGCAAGUGUUUCAUGUACAGUGGGAGGAUGUAACUGGCGCUAAAGGACUGCAGGGAUUUGUAUCUCCUUCCCCGUUCCAAAAGCAAAAGUACAGCAAACUGUUGCAGUUCCAUUCAUACCAGAAUGUGCUGCAUGAAGUAAGAAAAAAACUUGGUAGAGGGCAAGACAUAUUUGUUUUAAAAUACGAAUCAUUUAAAUUAAAAACCAACAGUUGGAAGGGCACAUCAGGAACAAUUGAGUUAAUGUGUCUGUAAAUUAACUCUAAUUGUUACUGGUUGAUUUCUCGCAGUGAGGAAAUCACUGUUAACCAGCACACCACUGAAGUUCAGGCUUCCUGUCCUGAAAAAACUGCAUGCAAAGUUAAUUUGCUGUUAGUCAUUUUAAAGGCUGAGGGAAGGAGGGCGGGACUGCUGGUGAAACUAAGCUUUCCUGGACACUACUGCUCUGUUUCUCACUCCAGUUUAAAACCUAGUUUUGUUUUUAGCUUGACUUUGUUUUGGUGGCCAUUCCAAAAUAAAAAACUGUUCCUACUGCCUUGCAUUGCACCUUGAUCUCUAUAUAUCUGUGGCUGGAAUAUAGGAUGAGGAGCAGCCACAAGGACAACCCACUUGUGAUAAUGGCCUUUCAGCCCCCGCUUGAAUUUGAGCUGCAUCUGGUGAAACUCAGGGUAAACAUAGAAUACUGUGUUUGUUCACUUGUGCAGGUGUAAGAAUGAGAAGCGUGCUUGAUCCCAUGGACAACCGAACUCUCGUGAGGGAAGGUCGGUUCACAGCACUUCUACAUGCCUCUCAACAGCUCACAUAACCAUUCCUGACCUGGGAAAGUUUCUUUUAAUUCCCCUUUGGCCUGUAGCAUUCCAACCCUUUGCUGUUGCUUCUGCUCUUCCAGAUAGCCUGUAUGUUUCUUGUCAUUUCAGUUUAGAUUAAACCUUACUGCAGCUUAUGGAAAAUGCAAAGAUUGGAACCUUGCAGCUUGAGAAAAUGUGGGCACCCAGCUUGAACUGCAAAGCAAAAUGUAAUCUAUGCACUGUGGCAGAUAUCCUAGUCUGUCUUCAACAGUUAUUUAAAAAUCAGUUUUAUUUUUAUUUUUAAGCUAGUCUUUAGAUUGCAUAGUUGGUAUACUAGAUGAGGGAGUGAACAUAUCCGUUAUGGAAGCUGUCAAUUACAUCAGUGAUUAAUCAUGGGUAAAUUUGGAUCAGAUAAGACUUUUGGAUUGCAUUCCCAAAACAAGUGAAUUGUAAAAUCUAAGUAUAAAAUAAGUUUUAAAGACCUCCAACUUUUUGGGCAGGUGGAAGCUACCCUUGGGGAGGUUCUUGCUCCAUACCUCGAGUUUACUCUCCCAACUCUCUACUGAUCAUCCUAUCAAUGGGUUUGUCUGGUGCCAAGAUAUUUUUCAACUCACAAGGACUAAUAAAAUCAAGUACACAGCCAUUAAAAGACUAUUUGUUGACAGAAUAAAAAAAAAUAUAGGAAAAUAUAUAAAAGCCCACCAUUGUACUUGUUUUGACAUCAAGGCCUGUUUUCUUUGACAAAAUGCAAUUAUUGGCACCAUGUUUGGUGUAGACCUGAAGGGCCUGUUCCUGUGCUGUACUGUACUGAUGACUGUAAUUGGGAUUCAACCUCUCAUGUAGUCAAUUUAAAAAAAAAGGUGCCCUCCCAUCUAAUGCUUUGGCCGAGUACUAGAAUUUCAAGUAAUUGUUUAAUCAUGACUGUGACAUUUAGAAUUGAAGGAAAAUAAAGUGGUUGUGUCAGCUUGGUUCGGUUGCUAACACUCUCAUCUGAGUGAGAACAUUGUGCACAAUCACCACCUUAAGACUCGUCCAUAACUUAGUCUAACCCAACCAUUGUUUAUGAAGUUGAUCUUCUUAGGAUAAUGUACCAUCAGCAUAUUGAGGUAGGCAUUAGAGACCUGUAUGUCAAUGAAGAGGGGAGAUCUCAUGCUGACCUGGCCAACAUUCCUCCCUUAACUGGGUAUCACGCUCAAUAUUAGUGAACUCUUGGUUACCCAAAUUGGCUGCUUAAUUUGCCCACAUAACAAUCACUGCAUUGCAAGAUAAUUGUAAGUGUGAAGCUCCUUGAGACAUUCAAGAGAUGUAAUUAGGUGCUAUGUGAAUGCAAUUUUUUUUAUAAUUGUAACAUACAAGGUAUUUAUCAGUGUAACUAAUUUGUGUUGCAAGAAUUCUGUGAAAAUGGAUAUAAGCUGGACUGUGUGAAGAUUCCAGAGCAUGACUGAAACAUUUAAUGAGGAAAAACUCUUUAAUGUUAUUUCAUAAAAUGUAGAAAACAUGACUUAUCAUUUUUAAAAUUCAUGGUGUUGUUCAAGUGCUUGUCUGCAUAAUGGAAGUUUUCCUUUCACGUUGUUGUAGUUCAUUGUGACUAAAGGAUAUCUUUUUUAAAUAGCAAAUAUUGAUUUGCUAAUGAAUUUAUCUAAACCUGUUUGUAAAGUAAUACCAGUGUUAUUUGUAUUUUUAAUAUUUUUCAAUGAAAGGUGCAUCACCUAACAAUUGGUG